Molecule: messenger RNA, 1735 nt
Organism: Nilaparvata lugens (brown planthopper)
Lineage: Eukaryota; Metazoa; Arthropoda; Insecta; Hemiptera; Delphacidae
Product: wolframin-like
Exons: 9
Coding region: 353-1720 (455 amino acids)
Biological process (GO): endoplasmic reticulum unfolded protein response; calcium ion homeostasis
Cellular component (GO): endoplasmic reticulum membrane
Molecular function (GO): protein binding
Source: RefSeq, a predicted model, not a curated record
GUUUUUGCCCCUUGCCUGCUAAAAGAAAAUGGAAGAUGAAUGUUUUCGAUAUGUUGUGACCUGAAUUUUGUACAAAUUACAGGAUUUAUUGUUAAUUCUCUGAAAAUAUUCUUAAAAGCUUAAUGCUUAUGUUGGAUCAGCUUUAGUUUUGAACUAUCAUAAUUGACGAAUUUUUGCAAAUUUAUAUAAUACCAUAUGAUGACAUCUAAGUGAGGUUAAAAGUGAAAAACAUCAGUAUCUUAUCAAUGCUCUUGUUUGAUGAAUGCUUUUGCUCAUUUUAAAUUAAAAUGAUACCCGUUAUUUAAUAGAAACAAUAUUUAUUGUGUGCUUAAUAGUUGAUUUAGAUUGAAACAUGGCUGCAGUAUUCCCAGUUUCAGUGAAAUCUAGCAGAAAGCACUGGACCUUAUACAAUGGCAUAAAAGGACCUUUGAAGAGUUUCUGCAGUGAAGUAGCUGAGGAUGACUGUCCAGACGCGCAAGUUGUACUGGCUAAGGAACUGCUCCAUCAGACUACAGAUCAGGAUGCAGACGCGGAAGAAAACGCCAGAUUAGGAGUUUAUUGGCUGAUGAAGGCAUCUGAACAAGGUCAUCAGGAGGCGACCACCAUUCUUCGACAUUGUCUCGAGACAGGCCAAGGUAUGAGUGAGCAUAAUUUUCUGGAUGUAAAAGCCUGCCUUGCCAUGUCUCGAGAAGAAAAGCUUGCUAGGCGAGCUGCAAAAGAAGUAUUCGCUAGAUUAUCAUCGGGAGAAGAUUUCAUAAGCAGUGAUCAGUUACAAGACCGCAUGAAGCACCUCGAAGCGAAACCGUCUACGAGUACAAGCAACGAGACACCUCAACAAGACAGCAAAACCAAAGCUUCCGUAUCAGCAGACUGGAAAGAGAGAUGUAAUAAUGGUGGAGAGAAGCUGACUGAAGACAUGCUGGUGUCAGCUGCGAGCACAUAUUCGCGUGGAGAGCUGCCUCUGGUGCAGCGCAGCCUCUCCUUGGACAGCCAAUCAGAACUCAGGCACAACUUCCUCUGCUCAGUCAUUCUCCUUCCCUUCUCCGCUAUCCAUUCUUCCUGUCGCCAAAUAAUUAACACCAUUGGUCGACACAGUUAUAGACAUAUCUGGCCGAUUGUGAUGGCUAAUAUUCAGGCUGCAAUAAUGGUUUCUCUCUUCCUAUUUUUCGGCCUUGAUGGACUGAUAUCAAUGUUACCAACUGCUAUUUAUUUUGGAUCUCUUAUUGUUAUGGUUGUCACCACUUGCCAAGCACUGUCAAGAAAGCAAGACUUCCAUCUGUUUCGAAGGUGGUCGAAUUUGUUCAUAGCCUACUCGAACGGAGAGCUGAACGCGGGUGACGCGGAAUACCAGUACUGUCGCAAUAACACACAGCCGUUCAUCAUAUUCUUCGUGGCGCUGAUCGUGCAUCUGCUGAUGACGCCCUCCUUCGUCGCGCCCCACCUCUCCUCCCCUCAGUCCGAGAUCACAGUUGUCGCCUUCAUUUUCACUUUCCUCACUCUCUACAAUUUCACCAUCUCACCCUCGCGACAAGGCGGAAAGUCUUCGCCGGAUGUACUAGCUCUGCUGUCGUUCGGAGUACACGUACUGGCCAAGUACCCUUACGAGACGGACACUGUUGUCAGUCGAGGCUGGAGGUUCAUUGAUGUGCAAGUCCCAACCUUUGCAUCUUAUAUUGUUGGUCAGUACAUCUCAAUAUACAGAUUAUUUUUUCAAAGCUAAGAACGAAUCUUAGGC